AUGACAGGCUGGAUUUCUUCUCCAUCAUAUCCAAUAUUCACCGGCGAAAACUACGACUACUGGAGCGUGAAGAUGAUGAUGUUGUUCCGAUCACUGAAUCUAUGGGAGAUAGUUGAAGAUGGCAUUUCGACCGAAGUUGUCAGUACCUCUAAUGGUUCUUCUAAUCUCACGCAAAUCCGGGUGGACAAACAAAAAGAUGCAAAGGCGCUCUUCAUUCUUCAACAAGCUGAAAGUGACACUAUCUUUCCAAGGAUAAUGUGGGCUUCUUCAUCGAAACAAGCAUGGGAGAUCCUGCAGGAGGAGUUUCAAGGAAACUCCAAAAUAAGAACAAUAAAAUUACAAGCCUUGUCCGAGCAAAAGAAAGAAUGGUUUCUUGAUAGCGGGUGCAGCAAUCAUAUGACUCAAGAUGAGAGUCUAUUCACUCAUAUUGAUAAGUCUGUAUGUGCUAAAAUAAAACUUGGAAAUGGAGAAAUGGAGAGAACAAGGCUCAUAAGAGAUGUUCUUCUGGUUCCAAGCCUUGAUCAAAGUCUUCUCAGUGUUUGGCAGAUGAUGCAGAAUGG
Messenger RNA from Dendrobium catenatum, 560 nucleotides. RefSeq lists its product as uncharacterized. Lineage: Eukaryota; Viridiplantae; Streptophyta; Magnoliopsida; Asparagales; Orchidaceae. The transcript has 3 exons. The record is from RefSeq and is a predicted model, not a curated record. The annotation marks the transcript as partial.